AUGGCAGACCUCACAGUAGGUUAUGUGUCUGGUAUCAUUGCUGCUGCUGUAUUUCUUGUCCGCCUAUUCGUUCCGACUGUUAUAAGUUUCAUAGUUAUUGGCCAUCUUCCAGAGGAGAAUUCGAUCGUCUCAUGGUCCGUUGUCAGCCGGCUGAUUCAUUCGUCAUAUUGGCCAACGAUACUAGAUUCCGAUACUGCUGCCAGCACAGGGGUCAGUAGAGCGAUCAAGGCUUGCACAUGGCUACAGUUGGGUGCUCUUGGACUUGUUGCAGUAGCUGGAAUCGUAACCCCUUUGGGUUUAUACGACACCAUUGGCCCCAGUGGUUCCCUAACAAAUAUCCCAUUCCGUUAUGUCUCCGAUACAUCGGCCUUUGGAAGAGCUACCCGCUCGAGAGAUGGAUAUCGAUCACUUAGGAUCUGUUACGCCGAUGACGACCCCGAUACUCCGGAGGGAUGUCCUGGCGCACCCUCAAAUAUCAAUGACAUUGAAGACCCUGCUGAGGCAUACUCAAUCUGGCCGAGUAGUGUGGAUUUAUUCACGAGCGGCGAUGUACCGCCGACUGUUUCCAGCAUAUUCGAUCUCCAGUGGCGGUCAUAUCGGUCGACGACCAACUUCGGCUUGAAUUUCAUUUCUAGUGCAUACUCUGAAGGGUAUUACCGGCAAAUCUCGCAGCUAAUCAUGGAGGAAGGAAUCCUAGCGGUUGAGGGGUUGAUUAUUGAUACGAAGGCUGGACGGAUAGCUUCCGGAACCAUACUAUCCCUGUGGAUUGAGUCAUCGAGUACGAUUGAGAACACACGGGACCCAGUCCUGGUUGACCACGGCGGCUUCAGUAGCCUGCCCCUUACGGUCAAUGAGAUAGACACAAGCGAUUUCCAGAAUAAUGCAGCAUUGUAUGACCGUGCGUACAAUGCUGCCUGGAGACACAAUAUGCUCGUCAUGCAGUUCUUCAAUGUAACGACCAACGGAUCAGAUGGACUGGCACCCUUUGCUUAUAUGAACUCGGAUAUCGGAAAGAAGUUCGAUUUGCGCGGCGUAUCCGGCAGCUAUAUUACUCCUGUGACUGUUCAGACAGACAACAGGUAUGCCGGGUUCCUUGAACUCCCGUUUCCUAACAAUUCCGGUGCAGUAACGUCCCUCAGAGAUACCCCUGAGGGCCCUAACCCCGUCAAUCUUACUGCACGCGAUACGUUCGCAAUUGCCCCGGAGGCUUGUCACUACCCUUCGAUCCAGGAUCUGUCUAACCUGUCGUUCGUUGGUGUAUCCUGUGGCACUGUUUUCGCAGCCCCCGGGAGGACUGAUGGGGACCCGCUCAUCCCCGACACAAACAGUACUUGGAGUACUCCAAUUUACUCCUGUGCUGCCGCAGCCAAAGCAGCUAUACGCACGGUCACCUUUAGUUUCAAUGGAACAGGAGAGCUGAACAAGCUUAACGUUGAGAAGAUAGACCAGAAAAGCUACACGGGCUCAUCCAAACCUCCACUCUGGGGUGUCGAGCGAUUAACCAAUCACACGAUGAGAAACGCACGACCUCUAUGGGGCAUCGUGUCGCCCGAUGUAGGCAGUCGUGACGAUAUCUCUUCUCUCCAAAGAGACCAUCUCUGGCUCCCGGGCUACCAAGACUCGUUCAUAUCGGACCUCCAGACCGGACAGCCAGACAUGCCGGGGAACCGAUUUUAUAUGGACAGGCUGCUAUCUCUUUUCGACGUCAAAGAGCUCCAGAAAUCGACUUCUCGGUAUACGGGACUUAACGAUCUGGCUCUAUACAAUAAAUGGUUUGAGCUAUCCAAGUCCCCAGCCGGCAUUGAGCAGAUGCUGAAACUUAUGUGGACUGACAUGGCUGCAAAUACUGUGGUUGGUACGCGUGGCUGGCAUAGCGCCUCCUCGUCCAGGAAUGGAGAGACGUUAUCCAAGCGAGAUAGCGGCGAUGUAAAUGUGCCCGUUCUACUGUGGUCACAAAACAUUGAAUAUCGACUUCUCUACGCUAUUCCGGCCUUUAUACUACUUGCUCUCUGUCUGACACUGGGAGCGUGGAGUAUUUGGCUACUGAUUCGGAGGCGUAUCGGUCUGAAGCAAAUGCGAACGUACCUUGCUCGUACCUCCCCGGGCAGGAUACUCGGACAUGCGCUACAUCCAGAUCAAGGGAGUGUUCUUGCAUCCACUGAUGUUUGGCUUCAACAGAUAGGCUUGCGAACAGCCACGCUUCCAGGGCGGAGGGAAGACGGCGAAAUGCCAUUGCUCGACAUCGAGCGGACGCCAACCCAUGAAGAAGGUGGUUCAGAUAAAACCUCUAAGUAG
This is a messenger RNA of Aspergillus bombycis, 2295 nucleotides long. RefSeq lists its product as uncharacterized. NCBI's taxonomy places the organism in Eukaryota, Fungi, Ascomycota, Eurotiomycetes, Eurotiales, Aspergillaceae. Bases 1 to 2295 code for a protein of 764 amino acids. The record is from RefSeq and is a predicted model, not a curated record. The transcript has 4 exons.